Cavenderia fasciculata is the source of this 1479-nucleotide messenger RNA. RefSeq lists its product as uncharacterized. NCBI's taxonomy places the organism in Eukaryota, Evosea, Eumycetozoa, Acytosteliales, Cavenderiaceae. The transcript is spliced from 4 exons. The record is from RefSeq and is a predicted model, not a curated record. The coding region runs from base 1 to 1479 and encodes 492 amino acids.
AUGAGAUACUCAGCAGUAGCAACAACAACAACAAUCACAACACCACCAACAGGAGCAAACUUUCAACCAUUCAUUGGCAAUCGCGUUAAACCAACAUAUCCAUUAAGACAAGUUCAACGCAUUAGAAAACAAAUAUCAUCUACGUUAAAUAGACAUACAGGUGGCGACCAAGAACUACAAUCAGAGGUUCAAAGAAGUUUCAGCAUAUCUAAACAUGGAAGAUUAAUCUUACUAGUUCAUUUUAAAAGAAUAUUAUCAUCGGUAUCACCUUUUCAUACUGCUUCACAACUAAGAGAUUUUGGUUUCAAAUUUGCAAAUGGUGCAUUCACAAACGCCAACAAACAUGCAAAACAAUAUGGACUUGGUAGAAACAUUAGAGCAGAGGAGCUUCUUCUACUUCACCUCUUUGAAACACGCUGGAUAUCGAUUCUUGGGCUACUUUUACCUUUUGAGACAAAAAUUAUAUGUAAUCUAAUGGGAUCAUUAAAAAUUGUUUCUAGGGAGGUAGGAUAUGAUAGGAGGUUAAAACUUACACUUUUGUUGGUAAAAACAAAUUCCCAGAGCCUGGCAGAAUUGUGGCAAGCGCUCUCAAACCUCGCGCAGGCUAGUCGUCAAGAUGUAAAACUCAAACAAAGAAUGGUGAAUGCUACCAAGAUAAAGUUAAAUAUCCAAUCAUCUUCCUCGUCAUCAUCUUCUUCAUCUACAUCAUCAACAGAACAAUAUGAUGAAAAGACUAGAAUUUCAGAACUUAAAUUGUUAACUGUAAAACAAUUAAAAGCGAUUAACGAAACAUGGACUUUUCGUUCAAAGGCUUUGAAAGGAGAAAUAAUUGAUACUAUCAUCAAAAAAGAAAAAGAAGUAAUCGCAGAAAAAAUGGCAAUGUAUCAUCAUCAUCAUGAUAUAUUUCAGAUUAAUCCAGAGGUAGACUUCUUGGGUCCUCUUUGCAUGUACUUUGGUAUCCCUAUAGAUGAGUACCGAUUGUGGCGAGAGAAAGCAGCAGCAAGGGGAGAAACAACAUUGAUUGCAAUGGGCACAGGUGAAUUUGUACCAACAACACCUUAUGACAACUUAACACCAAGAAUCAAUCAUCAACAUCUAGAACACCAUGCUGUCAAGACCAAACUGUUGGUCUUUCAUUUGACUGGUGACGCUCCACAACAGUACCAUCGAUAUGAUUUGAAAAGUAGUAGUAGUAGUAGUAGAGAAUUUCAACUCCCUCGAGAUGAACUCCAGAACGAUCGAUAUCAAGAACUCAAACAAAUAACAAGUCACCUAAGAAACUUAUUGGAAAAAACCAAAGCCGCUGGAAUGAGAGCCAAUCAAUUUAAAGUGACUAGAAACCAAUAUGGAGACAUAGUAGGAGCCAUUUUCUUAGAUGUCGAUGAUCCAUUUGAUACUUCUAUAGAGUAUCAUAAUAAUAUUAAAAAACAAAAUAAUCCCCAAAUUUUAAAGUUGGGAUUAGAUGGAGAACUAUACUAG